Molecule: messenger RNA, 13928 nt
Organism: Paramuricea clavata
Lineage: Eukaryota; Metazoa; Cnidaria; Anthozoa; Malacalcyonacea; Plexauridae
Source: the annotation of a GenBank genome assembly
GUGUUAAUUCAAACUACGAAAGCCAUGGCUGUCGACAACCUCGCAAGUGCGUUGGGUAGUCCUGGAAAAUUUCAAAUGAUUCUCUACAUCUUACUGUGUUGUAACACCUUCUUCGUUGCAUGGAACCACUUGGGGAUGGCUUUCAUGGGAGCAAAAACUAAACAUCACUGCAGGGUUGGAAAUACAACCGACAUUAACGAAGUUGUGCCGCUCUUUAAGAAAGGAGGGAAGAAAGAAUGGGAUGGAUGCAAGCUGUUUGUAAAUGGGAGCACGAAAGAAAAGCAGUCGUGCCAGAAUGGGUGGACGUAUUAUUUAAAAGGACGAGAGCAGACCAUUAUAUCUGAGGUGACUAUCAAUUCAAAUAACUUUAUUUAUACUGAGCAGCUCUUUCAUUUUUUUAACCCUUUAAAUGGCACCUAUUUUAUUUUUUCAAACACACACACUGUCUAACAGUGGCGGCGCCAGGGGGGGGCAAAUGCCCCCCCCCAAAUUAUUUUUUGCUCCCCCAUUUUGCCCCCCCCCCCUCAAAAAAAUUGUUAGUCACUAAGAGCGACUAAAGGCUACACACGCGUUUUGUCGUUAUCGGAAAAUGUAUGGCUUAUAAGUUGUCAUUACUCAUUAGUGAAUGCGCGUAUACAUGAAAUUGUUUUUUACAGUUUCAAUAUUAGUUUGUAAAUCUCUGAAUGGUAAAAUACUCCAAUAAUACGUUUCAAAAUAGACAAAAAAGCUUUAGUGUUGCAGAGUUAAAUUCUCAAACGUGUAAGGCACUAAUAAGAUGAAAGUAUCACGAAAUUAUUUGAAUAAACCACAUCGAAUAUAUGGGGGGCGAAUAUCCUAAAGAGGGGCGAUAUUCCUAGGGUAUUCGCCCCACCCCCCUGGGAGGCGAUAUUCCUAGGAUAUUCGCCCCCGGGGGCGAUAUUCCUAGGAAUAUCGCCCCCCUUUUGAGGGGGGGGGGGCGAAUCUCCUGGGGGGCGACCUUUUUAAAAAUUCUAUCUUGCCCCCCCAAAAUAUGAGUUUGAUUCGGAGGCCUGGCGCCGCCACUGCUGUCUAACCAUAGCCAAUCGAAGGGAAGAUGACUGUGAAACUCAUUAGAAUAACAAUAUAACUCAUUAUAUAUGUUAAUCAACGUUUGUUCAUAAAUCUGCAUGGCCUUCACCGUCACAUGUGUAUGUACAGUAUUUUUUCCAAUUGGGCAUUUCCCAAUCGAGCAGAGGACUGGGUCUAGUUGAUGUUUGGAGGGACAACAAGUUAUAGUGAGCGAGCUAAAUAUAUAUUAAAAGAUGCCUUAUUACAAUUGUUGCGUAUAACUUUAGGAAUAACUUUAGGAAUGUAGAACUAUAGCCAAUCAGAUGCCAGUUCGGAAUAUGCAUUUGGCCAGAGCCUCUCGUCGCACCGUGCGUAAGAAGGGCUCUGGGUACGAGAAUGUUUUUGUCCAUCCAAACAAGCGACUAGACCCAGUCCUCUGCCCGAUUGGGAAAUGGCUAAUAGCAAUUUCCAAUUUUCCUAUUUUUCGAGUCACGGAUAAAUAAUAACUUUCCUAAAACAUACAUUGCUGUUGGUUAGUUGGGCAAAAGUGCAAUACGCACGUCACGGCAAAGGACCAGAUUUAUGAAUAAACGUUGACUAUUAAACUUAGAUAAUGAGUUAUGUUGUUAUUCUAAUGAGUUUCACAGCCAUCUUCCCUUCGAUAGGCUAUGCUCUAACUCAAUGGGUUAUUCGCCACUUGGCAGAUACUGAAGUCUGAUUAAACCAUUGAGUGACAGCACUUUCCCCACUUGAUGAGUAAAAUCUUCAGGCGUUAGACAGACCUAGCUCCCAGGGAGGCCGUGGGCAAGACUGCUGCACCUCCCCUAAAAUGUUUUCUACCUCCCCCGCCAACGUUUUCACAAAAUCCGGUUAAUUGCAUUAACUGUGCAUAUUGCGUUUUAUUUAGUGGGAUUUGGUCUGUGACGAUGCAUACAAAGCCAGUCUCGCAACAACGAUAUAUUUCUGUGGUGUCUUGGUUGGCGGUUUAGUGUUCGGGACAUUAUCAGAUAAAUUUGGCAGACGACCCGUGCUCUUGUUCUGUUUGUACUCACCCAGCGUUCUUGGUAUUUUGAUGUUUCUUAUAAGGGACUAUGUGGCAUUCGUCAUAUUGCGUUUUAUUUUGGGAUUCGUUCUGCAGGUAUAGUCCGAGUUUUGAGCAUCUUCGAUACAACCAUAUAGUUGUAGAUGGUUUUGUAGACGGAAAUGUCGAGUGUGAAUACUUUCUACUUGACCUGGUAACCAGGCGCAAUUGCGAAAAAUGCAAGUAUAGGCCAAUGGUAUAGGCCCUCUGACUCUCUGUCCGUUUCUGUUUACCAAAAAAUCCACACUGUUUACCCGUGUUGCUGACACUGUCACAGAGUAAAUACAUAUACAGAGUUAUAACUAGUGUACCCAUAGGAAUCCCAAUAAAUAUAGUUGUAACAAAUAAAAAGCGUUAAAUCUGUCUAAUUUUGAAUAAAUUUGCAUUGUAUUAACUUGCUUUGUCUGUUUUCAAUCUUGCGCUGUGAAUUCAGUGACGUAAGCAAAUCGCGUAUACGAAGCAUAAGUUAUAGUCGCGAUUUACUUACGUCACUGAAUUCACAGCGCAAGAUUGAAAACAGUCCAAGCACGGUAAUACAAUACAAAUUUAUUCAAAAUUAAUCAAAUUUAACGCUUUUUAUUUGUUACAACUAUAUUUAUUGGGAUUCUAUGGUGUACCCGCUUUUUUAUGCGCACGCUAGGCAAGUUACUAUAUGUAUGCAUCUGAUUGGAUGACGACCUGAUGACGACUCACUUUAACUGCUCGCGGAACUUGCUGAGCACGCGUUUUUUGCCUGGUCGCCUGAAAAAAGUGAGUACAUGAAAACUUGAGCUUCCGCAGUGUUUACGACGGUCAGUUACAGCUCUGUAUGUCUCUACUCUGUGACACUGUGAAUUUAGGUUGUGUUUUUUGUCGCAUGCUAGAUUUACUGAAAUUUUGUUGGCAUCUCACUCUAUAUAAAACAUUUUUUCCGUAUUGAUAUAUAGUUAUAUCAACACUCGUGGAAGUUGAGGAAACUCGAAAUUGUAUGAAAACACUCCGCCCUUCGGGCGUCGUGUUUCCAUACAAUUUCUCGUUUUCCCAAUUCCACUCGUGUUGAUAUAACUGUAUAUCAACACGGAAAAUGUUUUAUAUUUGCAGACUGCGAUUGUUUUAAAUGGUUUAAAAACGACCAAUCUCAUGAUGAGUUCAUUGGCGAAGUAAUUUUAAAAAAUAAACAUUGCCUAAGCCGAGAAAAUCAAAGCUGAUUUUUUUGCAGCCGAGCGUUUUAUGUCUGAUAAAACAUUCCUACUCGCGUUUUGAAAACCUUAAAAUACGACUACAAAAGAAUACUAAUUAGGAUGAACCAUUAUAUAAUCAUACUAAUGAGGAUGAACAAUUAUAUAAUGCCACAUGUGUUUUAUCAGAUAUAAAGUCACUCCACGUGACAUAUUAUGGAUGACAUGAUUUGCCACAAGGUUUAUGAAUUGUUAAUGAUAUUUUAAAUUAUAAUAUUAUUUCUGAGAUUAUAUGUUGUUUGCAUAUCGCUUGUCUAAAUAGCAGGUUAUUAUUUAAGGAUUUUAUAAAGAAAGAUAGACAUGUAAACAUGUUCAGGUCACGUCUUGCUGUACGUUUUAAAGGCACAGUUCAGCCUUUUGAACGAUGGUUUUUAAGGCGCAUUUCAGCCCUUUUAAUUGAAAAAACUAACUAGGAAAAUCAAUUAAGCAUAAUUCAAGAUCACCAAACUUAAUGUUUUUAACAUUUUAAAACAUUUUUAUUGUUAAAAACAUCGAGUUUACUGAUUUUGAAUUAUGCUUAAUUGAUUUUCCUAGUUAGUUUUUUCAAUUAAAAGGGCUGAAAUGCGCCUUAAAAACCAUCGUUCAAAAGGCUGAACUGUGCCUUUAAAGGUGGUCUUCCACUCAAAAUUUUGAUUUUUUCACUUUUUUGAAAGUAGCAAAAUUGUCAUGCCUAUUUAUUAUAUUUUCAUGUUGUAAAGCAUUUUUAACGGUAUUUCUUCGUUAAAUAUGAAAAAAAUGGGAAAUACUGAACAAAUGUGCCAUUAUCCCCUUAGCAACCGCCUUAACAACGAAUAGUUUACCAUGAAUCUUGCCGAUUGGUUUUGAAUAAAAUGUACUAUUACCCACCCCUCCCUGAUUUCUUUUUGGCAGACUCGAUCAGGGACAUUUAACACAUGUUUACAUGAAGUAUUUCGUUCGGGAAAGUGAUUCUGUAAACUGAUUUCAACAGCGAAAGUUCAGGCGAAGCAUAUUUUCACAUUAAUAUUUGUUUGGUGUUAAAACUUGGUUUAAUUUAAAAUGCGACGUGCUCAAUCUGGUUAUUCGAAAAAGCGAAAAUAUUAUGGUAAUCAACACACAGGUCAAAGAAAAGCGUCGGAGAACUGUGGUGAAUCUAUAGGGUGAAUCAUGUCGGCCAUAUUAAAUGACAGCCAAAACGAAAACGAAAAUAAAUCCUUCAAAGCCACAAAAGGUUGCUGAUAAUGGAAUAUUCAAGGGUACACUAAUCGUAAGUGGGAUUCAGUUUGUUGAUAUGACAAUUUUUUCAUCUGUGUUGAGCAUUUUACCAUGCAAUGAAUGUUGCCAGUUGCCUUACUUUGAACGAAAUGGGUUAAAACGAAAAGGGUGUGCCUCUCAUCUGCAGCUACUUUGUUGUUCUUGUGGUUGGAAUAAGCAGUUUUUUACCCAGGCCUCGAUAAAGUGUGCGAGCACCGCUCGCAGGCACCUUUUACAUUUUUGCAGACACAUUUUAAAAUAAUGACAUUUUAACAAUAUUUAGGUCACAAAAUAUAAAUAAGAUGUGUUUUUGCAGGCACAUUUUGAAUUUCGCUCGCAGGCACGAAAAAAUAUUAUCAAGGCCUGUUUUUACCUCACGUCAAGUAUCACGUUUUUUUUAAGUAAACAGGAGGUUUGUGUAUGCUCUAAGAUCCAUUGGUUGUGGUCAUGCUGCAGCAAAACGGUUUUGUGGUCUGAUGAACAUGCCAUCUCAACCAACUCCAUAUUCUCAGUUGCAUGGCAGACAAAGCAAAUAAGACAAAUGAAUACAAACAUGGAGCUGGCUUGCCUGUGGAUAUUACUGUGCAAUUAAAACCAACUUUUGAGAGGCUAAAGCCUGGUUCACACGUUGAAGUAAGCAUAAGCAUGAGCAAGCGGAACCUUUGAUGUAAGCAUAAGAAGAACGCAACAUUUGUUCUUCUUAUGUUUAUGCUUGUGCUUACAUCAAAGGUUCCACUGCUUUUGCUUAUGCUUAUUUCAUCGUGUGAACCAGGCUUAAGUGAUGAUGGCCUGUCGUCAAGGUGUUUAGGUGGCAAGACUCAAAAUCAGAAUGAGCCUCUAAAGGUAUGAUUUGGGAACAGUUGGCAAAACAAACAUUUGUUGGCUCGGACAUACUGCAACUUGGAGUACAUGAUGUUAUUGCCCAUUUCAAUAUUGGAUGUGAAGCUUCUAUGGGGCAGGUGGUUGAAUAGGGGUAUACAAAUCCGCCCAAAUUUGAAGCAAAAUCCGCCGUCCGACAAUGGUCUUGUCUAAAUUUGGAUCUGUUAAAAGCUCUAAAUGAAGUCACAAUCCAGGAUCCGAACUAAAUUGCAAGCAAAGUCCACAAUCCGAGCCAAAAUAUUAGAUAAAUCCACAAACCGCUGUAUUAAUAAGAUCCACAACUCCGUGUAAAAUAUUCGCCAAAUCUGAAAUCCGAACAAUUUUUUCAGUGGAAUCCGACGAUCCGAAAACCUAUUCACCCCCCUUCUAUUCAAGUUCUGAAGAACAUUGGCAUUAAUCGUGGGAAAUAUUGUGAAGCUGAAUGUUGUCAAUAUGACGAUAUGAUAAAUAAAAGACAGACUAUAAGCAACAAGAUAUUGUAAAGAAGUAAAAAGACAAGACUAUAAGGAACAAGAUAUUGUAAAGAAGUAAAAAGACAGACUAUAAGGAACAAGAUAUUGUAAAAUUGUGGACCGAGAAAAGUGCCACGUGGGAGGAAGAAGAAAAAGGGGACAAAGAUGAAGAAAAGGAGGGAGAAACUUAUCCAUGUGGCUCAUUUUAGAUUACUUCAAACAUUUUUGCUGAAAAUGAGCUACAAUUAUGAGGGAUAUCUAUAUAAGUGAGACCACAUAUUAUCUCAAACUUCUCCAUUUGUUAGGAAAAUUCACAUAUAUUUUUACUUGUAAUAAAAUAUAUGAGUAUUUUUGUGGUUCAGAACAUAGAGCAACCAUUUCUGUACACUUUAAGCCUUUUUUUGAGAAUUUUAGACCACUGGUUCUUAAGUUAUCUUUUGCACAAAACAUGGCCGUUUUUCACAGUUGGGGUUGGGGGCCUCCAACCUGUUUACCAUGGCAACAACGUGUGUAUUGAAAACAUAACUUUAUUCAGUGUCACUUUACCUUCCAAGGGUUCUAAUUUUAAAUUUUAAAUUUUGAGUGGAAGACCACCUUAUUAAUUAAGAGGUUUCCAAGAAAGUAGAUCAAGGACCUCAGCAGACAGGGGCGUAGGAAGCGCCAAAAGAUUGGGGUGUACUGGCUUCCAGGGGCACUUUGGGAUAUCGAAAAGGACACCUAAAAAAAUUUUCCUGGAAAUGUUGGCGACGGGAAGAAAUUUUCCUGUCAUACAUACCACACCGAAAUUGCACGUUUUUUACCAAACUUUUUUAAAAACUUGGAAAUUUCCAAACAAAAAGGGCACCUUUAAAGUUAAUUCACGGGCAAUAGGACAGGUGUAGUGUUGUUAAAUAUAAAGUUAGAAAUGGUAUUAUACUUACUCAUGCAUUAUAAUUUGUUUAAAAGAUCAGAAUAUUCAUACCUUCUUAUUUUGUUUCAUAAAUAGUUCUUUAAUGUUCGAAACAAAUUCCAUAUCUGCUUCGUCUGCCAUCGCCAUGUUUACUCGUCCCAAUCUACAUGCUGCACGGCAUUGCCGCCCCUCCUGGCAAAAUAAUAAGCAAGCGAGAAAAAUUAAGGAGAAAUAAGAGGGUAGGAACAUCGUUGUCAUAAGCUGGAUGCAGUGACACUUCCAUAUAUGGCACAAACGUAUCCAUAACUUCCAUAUAUGGCACAAACGUAUCCACGACGCGUUUUAUAACGUUUUAUUUGACGUAUAGGGAUGACGUGUAAUGCUGCUUCCCGCCUAUGACGAUUUGAAUUAGUCAUGUGAUACAAGAUUGAGAAAGCUGAUUCGCCCAGAACGAUGACACGCCCACGAAACGCCCACAAUGUUCCUACCCUCUUAUUUUCUCCUUAAUUUUUCUCGCUUGCUUAUUAUUUGCCAGGAGGGGCGGCAAUGCCGUGCAGCAUGUAGAUUGGGACGAGUAAACAUGGCGAUGGCAGACGAAGCAGAUAUGGAAUUUGUUUCGAAUAAUAUUAAAGAACUAUUUAUGAAACAAAAUCCGAUCUAUGAAUAUUCUGAUCUUUUAAACAAAUUAUAAUGCAUGAGUAAGUAUAAUACCAUUUCUAACUUUAUAUUUAACAACACUACACCUGUCCUAUUGCCCGUGGUUAAUUUAGUAUUUACAGCGACAUUAGCUUGUACAAAAAGGGCACUUUUCAUCACAAAAAUGGUCACUUUUAGUCCUUUGAAAAAAUUGGGGGGAAACCACGUAGCCCCCGUGCCCCCCCCCCCCCCCCCCCCCCCCCCCCCCCCCCGUUCCAACGGCCCUAUCAGCAGAUCAAAAUGAUUUCAUAAUUAUGGCUCCAGUACCCUGGCCCAGAGGUUUUUUUAGCAGCACGGUUCUGGAAAAGCAGUAAUAGUUUACCACGGCUGAAUCAGAGCUUUGUAUACUGUUUGCAAGGUAUUAUCAUGCUUAAUUCGUUUUAGGAUUCCUAUACCUGCACUAAAAUGGUCUUUUUGUAUUUAAAAUUUCAGGGACUCCAAGCAGCAUUCUAUAUUACAAUAGUUGAGCUGUUUGCUUUGAAAUAUCGCAGUAAAGUUGGCACAGUACAAGUGAUUUUCUGGGCAGGUGGUGUGAUGCUUACUGCUCUAAUUGCAUUCGUCAUUCAAGACUGGAAGUAUAUACAGUUAUUUAUAACUCUGACGACAUUACUUCAGAUUGGACUUAUAUGGUAAUUUUCCUUUAAAAAUAAAAGCCAGGAAAGGCACAGCAAAAACAACAACAGUGACUACAAAACAACAGCCUGGCAUCCCUUUGGGGAAAAUGUUGACUGCUCUACAUCGGUAAUUCUACGCAAUGUAUCAGCACCACAAGUUAUCGUCACCAGCACCACCAUCAACCACCAGCACGACCACACCAACUACACGGCAAAAAACGCCGAGCCCGCUGCUCAACAGGACUGAACAAUGUUUUGCUGCCCACGUUGUUCACACUUGUCAACAAUAUUGAACAAUAUUGUUAAGCCUGAAUCGGGUGUAAUUGUAUAAUAAGCCUGAAUCGGGGAAUCCUGUUUUCAUCAGUAUUACAUCAACCUGAGCGUUUUUACGCGUGUACAACACCAGCAACAAUAAAAACAACACCAUUGCCACCACCAUUAUCACGACCACCAUUAUCACGACCACCAUUAUCACGACCACCAUUAUCACGACCACCAUUAUCACCACCACCGUUAUCACCACCACCAUUAUCACCACCACCAUUAUCACCACCACCAUUAUCGCCACCACCGUUAUCGCCACCACCGUUAUCGCCAACGCAAGUAUUACAGCACCAUCAACAGAAACAACAAUAGCAAAAACAACAACAGUAACAACAACAACAGAAACAACGACAACAAUAACAGAAACAACAACAACAGAAACAACUGCAACAACAUGAAACAACAACAACAAUAACAACAACAACAACGGCAACAAUAACAGAAAUAACAGCAAAAACAACAACAAUAACAACAACGGCAACAAUAACAACAUCAACAGCAACAACAUCAACAGCAACAACAUCAACAGCAACAACAACAGCAAUAACAGAAACAACAACAGCAAAAACAACAACAAUAACAACAACAACAGAAAAAACAACAACAAUAACAACAGAAACAAUAACAACGACAACAAUGACAGAAACAACAACAACAACAGAAACAAUGGCAACAAUAACAGAAACAACAACAGCAAAAACAACAACAACAGAAACAACAACGGUAACAAUAACAGAAACAACAACAGAAACAACAACAGAAACAGCAAAUACAAUAAAGUAUUUUUUAUUUUGGCUAUAUAGUAUAUGCUCCCACACAAAAAUCCAAGCCUAUAGAAGAUUAUGUAAACUCUUGAUUCUUUACUCUAGGUUUCUACCAGAAUCAUUUCGCUGGCUGAUAGCACAGAAGAGAUUCGAUAAGGCAGAAGCGGUUGUCAUAAAAAUUGUCAAAUUCAAUAAUUUGGAAUUUCCACAAGAUAUCUUCGAUGACACUGUUGAGAAAAAUAAAGCUGACGAAAAAACACCGACUGAUAGUAAAAAAUACACUAUUAUUGAUCUGUUCAGAUUCCGUGUGUUGAGAAAACGUUCUGUCAUCCUGGCUUGUAUAUGGUAAAUAUUUCUCUAGCGUAUAUAAUUUUGCGAGGGGGGCUUUGGGACGUACUAGAAAUCGAGAAACUGCAGAAGAAAUAAUCUAAAACCAAUGAUUUUCUAUAUUUUAGGUUUUCAACUUCAAUUGGGUACUACGGUAUAUCUCUAAACAUCUCAAGUUUAGCAGGAAAUAAAUAUCUGAAUUUCUUUAUCGGUGGACUUCUGGAACUUAUGGCAUAUAUCUUGACUGUUUUUGUCACAGAAAGGUAAAGAAUUGUUUGUGAAUGAUCUUAGUCUCUCCCAUAUCCUUUACCAGUCAAGUCACACUUUUGUUGGCUUGUAUCAGAAUUUGAUGCUUUUCAAAUUGAGAAAGGAUUAGCCCCCUAGUGUCUGUUACUCGUCGAUCUAUGUAUUUUGUUCCACAAUGCAUCUGACCGGCUGCCUUUCGUUUUGUUAUCUGCUCAUACCAUCCCUCCCUUGCUUGCUUUCCUCGCCUUAUUUCCAAUGUCUACCACACAACAUCUUCUGAUCUCUUUAUUCCACAAUGCCUCUGACCGGCUCUCCUUCAUCUCUUCUUAGUAUGUGUCCAUACCAUUUCAACCUUGCUUCCUUCACCUUCUCUGCAAUGUCUACCACACCACAUCUUCUGAUCUCUUCAUUCCAUAAUGUCUUUGACCAACUCUUCCUCAUCUCUUCUUAUUACAUGUCCACAUCGUCUCAAACUUGCUUUCCUAGCCAUAUCUUCAAUAUCUACAACCCCACAUCUUCUUAUCUCUUCAUUCCACAACGUCUCUGACCGGCUCUUCUUCAUAUCUUCCUAUGAUAUGCCUACACCAUCUCAACCUUACCUCCUUUAACUUCUCUCCAAUAUCUACCACCCCACAAGUUCUGAUCUGUUCAUUCCAACAUAACGUCUAACGGCCCUACUUCAUCUCUUCUUAUUACGUGACCAUGUCAUCUCAGCCUUGCUUCCCUCGCAUUCCACGCAUCUUUUUCUGAUCUCUUCAUUCCAUAAUGUCUCUGACGAGUAUUCUAAAUCUCUUAGUAUUAAUUCGUCCAUGUCAUCUUACUCUUACUGAGCCAUGUCAUCUUACUCUUACUGAGCCAUGUCAUCUUACCCUUACUGUCAGCUUCCCUCACUUUCUCUGGAAUAUUACCACCCCACGCCUUCUUCCGAUCUGUUCAUUUCUCGUCUCCUUCUUCGACAAUAAAACGUCCAUCCCAGUAACAACCCUCUCAUGUGUGCAUGAUAUGUUCCUAUGUGUGAAAUUACUUCAAAUUUUCCUGCGCUGCUGACGCCUUUUGUACAUGUAAGCGCGAGAGUUUCAAUUUCAACCAGCCCAAAAGUUGCUGAGAGUGCAUGAGAAUUUUCAAAUGCGGUCAAACGCGAGCAAGAGUUCUCAUCAAAACUCAUCAACUGCAAUCAUCGUUUGACCAGGGUUUACAGUAUCUUCAAAUGUUAAAAAUUGUUUCUGCAGAUUUGGUCGUCGAAAGCCACUAUGCGCAUAUCUCCUCAUGGGAUCUAUAAUGAACAUUGCCGCUGGCGUGCUCUCUGAGAAAGCAGGUUAGUUCAUGUUGUUUUCAAACAGAGGUUGUUUUUUAAAUGUGUCUCCGGUGGGGAUGGAAUCGGAAGCAGCUAGGAAUGCAUCUGCACUAGGAAUGCAUCCCGCCAUGUUUAUAUGUCGUCCAACCGACUGUACAGUUUCUAAAAUUGCUGCAAGGCUGCCAGAUUUUUCACAGGAGAAGGAAGUCGUGCGAUUGCACUGCAUCCUUACACUGUGCCAAAAAUGGUAGCACUAAAUUUCAAGUGUUUGGUGGACAUUUGUGUUCACGGGGAUAAUGAUGGUGACGGUGAUGAUGAUGGUGACGGGGAUGGUGGUGGUGGUGGUGGCGACGGUGGUGGCGACGGUGGUGGUGACGGUAACGGUGAUGGUAACGGUGAUGGUAACGGUGACGGUGAUGGUGACGGUGAUGGUAACGGUGAUGGUAACGGUGAUGGUAACGGUGAUGGUGAUGGUGAUGGUGACGGUGAUGGUGACGGUGAUGGUGACGAUGAUGAUGGUGGUGACGAUGAUAGUGACGAUGAUGAUGAUGAUAAUGACGGGGGUGAUGAUGAUAAUGACGGGGGUGAUGAUGAUAAUGACGGGGGUGAUGAGGAUAAUGACGGGGGUGAUGUGGCGAAUGAUGGUGAUGUGGCGUAUGAUGGUGAUGAUGAUGAUGGUAAUGGUGGUGAUCGUGAUGGUGAUGGUGGUGAUGGUGAUGGUGAUGAUGUAACAGCAUUGUACACCGAUAGAAAUGUUUUUAUCAAGGUUGCCAGGUGGAUCUAACUAUCUGAAAAAUUCUGAGAAAACUUUGACGUUUCGAUUGUUGAACAUCGCCUACACACGAACGCCACAUGUAAGGUCAUUUACCGUGCACUGUAAAGAAAGGAAGUCAAGAAAAUCUUACUUACUGAAGAUAGAAGAAGUAUGGAAUACUACAGCUUCAAUUAUUAGUUGGUUUGAGCAUGCGCUACUGGAUAGCAAAUGGUGGUCCGCUUCAGAAAUGGUGAAAAUCCCGAUGGAACUUUGAUCAGUACUGCAGUCUCCCAGACAGGGUUGGGUAACGUUUGCCGCUACCUAACGUUGUCAGUGGAACUGCGAUACUUAAUAGACCGAUAAUUAACUGAUGAAAUAUCAGACUAUGAACUGGCGAUAUAAAGACUAUGGGAACCAGGCCAAUUUACUGAGUACCACUUCUCGCGGCUUCAUAUCCCGGCGUUGUACACACGGUGUGAAAUCUGUGAUUUGCUGUUGCAAAGCUUGUAUCUUUCUCCAUACUUAUCUUUAUCUCUCUAUCUUUAUCUGUUUUCCACUUGAAACGUAUCGCGGGAAGUAUAGCGUAUGUAUUUCUUUCGUGAGCACUCAGAUAGAAUUUAUGUCUUUGACACAAAGAAGUGCGUUGUAUUUCGUUUCGAUGCGGUUGGAGUGGAAAUGGUAAAUAUGAAGAUGAUAAUAAUAAUAAUAAAAGCACACAGGCUACGAUUUAAAGCCCGUUUUCCACCUGGCGAAUUUGUUUUGUCAACAUCGCUUAUCCCGUCCGCAAAAGCGAUGCCGCCAAUGGAAAAAGUCGCUUCGUGCGAACAAAUUCGCCUAGCGGAAAACGGGCUUUAAAUCGUAGCCUGUGCGCUUUUAUUUAGUCGGCCGAUAAUGGUUUAGGUGCAUGUUAACGAAAAAGCUUUGUUAAAUACCAUGCAAAUAUCAUACAAAAAAAUUCUUUAUACAAUAUCAUGAAUUUGUGUUAAUAGCCGUCGCCGUCUUCAUCACUUCAAUCAUCACCACCAUCAUCACUAUCACUAUCAUUACAAUCACCAUCGUUAUCAUCACUACGCCAUCAUCAUCACCACCAUCAUCACUAUCACCAUCAUCAUUACAAUCACCAUCAUCGUUAUCACUAUGCCACCACCAUCAUCAUCAUCAUCACCACCAUCAUCACUAUCACCAUCAUCAUUACAAUCACCAUCAUCGUUAUCAUCACUACGCCAUCACCAUCAUCAUCAUCACCAUCAUCAUCACCACCAUCAUCACUAUCACCAUCAUUACAAUCACCAUCAUCGUUAUCAUCACUACGCCAUCAUCAUCAUCAUCACCGUCAUCAUCACCACCAUCAUCACUAUCACCAUCAUCAUUACAAUCACCAUCAUCGUUAUCAUUACCAUCAUCGUUAUCAUCACUACGCCAUCACCAUCUCAUCAUCACCACUAUCACCAUCAUCAUUACAAUCACCAUCAUCGUUAUCAUCACUACGCCAUCAUCAUCACAUCAUCACUACGUUUUCUCGGAUAAGAAUGUUAAAACCGUAAGCAUUCAGAGACCUCGUUCGUGUUUUGUUAAUUUUUUUUAUAAACUUUUGAUAAUGAUGAUAACUAUUGUCGCCAAAAUGAUUGUAAGAUGCAUUUCUGAGUUCACGGCCGUCCGAGUAGACAUUGCAGACUCGAUUGUCGAAACGUCGAGUCGUGAAUGUAAUUUAUAUGGGGAUUGCAUUAAUUUACUUAUACCAGAGUUGACACUAGACUAGAAUGUCGAAAGGUUGAGUCAUGAAUGUAAUUUAUGUGGGGAUUGCAUCAAUUUACUUAUACCAGAGUUGACACUAGACUAGAAUGUCGAAAGGUUGAGUCGUGAAUGUAAUUUAUGUGGGGAUUGCAUUAAUUUACAAAAACCAGAGUUGACACUAGACUAGAAUGUCGAAACGUUGAGUCAUGAAUGUAAUUUGUUCGGAGAUUACAUCCAUUUACUUAAACGAGUGUAGCGAGUGAAACAUUUAUGAUAAAUUUAUAUUUGUUAUUUCCCUAGAUAGCGAAGCCCUCCAGAAUUUAACGACGGCGCUUGCUAUCAUAGGAAAAGUCGGAUUUGCUGGGUCGUUCAGUGUUCUGUUUAUUUAUACAUCGGAAUUAUUUCCUACUGAAAUCAGG